Ordospora colligata OC4 is the source of this 798-nucleotide messenger RNA. Its product is annotated as putative proliferating cell nuclear antigen. Gene Ontology annotation, biological process: regulation of DNA replication; leading strand elongation. The record is from RefSeq and is a predicted model, not a curated record. Gene Ontology annotation, cellular component: PCNA complex. The transcript has a single exon. NCBI's taxonomy places the organism in Eukaryota, Fungi, Microsporidia, Ordosporidae. The coding region runs from base 1 to 798 and encodes 265 amino acids. Gene Ontology annotation, molecular function: DNA polymerase processivity factor activity; DNA binding.
AUGUUUGAGCUUGAACUGGAAGCAAGGGAGAAGGGAAAGGAAGCAAGCAAUGCCUCUGAAGCAUUAUCGCUGGUGAAGAGAGUUGUUGAGAGUCUUUCUGAGCUUGUUGAGCAGGCGGAGAUAAAGGUGUCAGGUCGUGGGAUGAGCAUUCAGGUGAUGGAUGUGAUGCAUGUGGCGCUUGCAGAUGUGUUUUUACCGGCAUCGAUGUUUACGAAGUAUAGAUGUGACAGGGAUUUGGCAAUAGGAGUGCAGCUGAAGACGUUUGUAAAGAUUUUGAAGGGAAUGAGUCUUGAUGGAGGAGGAAUGUUUAGACUUGAAUGUGAUGACUCUGUGAGUAGCCUGAAUGUGAAGAAUGCCAGGGAUGGAAAUUCAUUAAAUUUCAAGCUGAAGCUUUUUUCAUCUGAUAGUGAGGCAUACAAUGUUCCUGUACUUGAUUUUGAAGCAACGGCCAGUAUUCCUACUGAUGAGUUUAUGUAUGUUCCCAGGCUUGUUGGGACGUUUGGAGACUUUGUUGGGAUUAAAGCGGAGCCUGGGCGCCUGGUGUUUUUCCAGACAGGAGAGUAUGCCGAUGCAUCGAUGAGCUUUGAGGAGUGUGAGGGGAAAGAGCUGAAGAUAGAUGUCAAGGAAGGAGUUGUGCAGGAGAUUGCAAUGAAGUAUGUGAAUCUUAUUGGCAAGGUAGCAGGGAUGUGCAAGAGUAUGAGCAUAUCUUUAGGAAAUGGAAAGCCUGUGUUUUUCAACCUGUUGAUUGGAGAGUCGGCAUACAUGAAGUUUUACAUAGCGCCGAAGGUUGAGAACUGA